CAUCAACACCCCUAGAAAUGUAUACAAAAGAAUGGAACAACGCUGUUGGUGGAUAAUCCCAUGCCGACAAACACCUUUUUGCCGAGACCAAUAAGCAUCGACCUAUGAAUCCACGAAAAGGGACGACAGUUUGUACCCCAAAACUGUCUCCGAAGCUCCGUAUCCAAUAGAGUGAAGUUAGUUCUCCAGCAAAGCUACGGUUCAAUCAAUUUAGCCAGACUAACCGAUAAGCGGCCGAGAUCCAGCGAGAUUCAACCCCACCGCCGGCCAUAAGAGGCGCCUCGUCCUUCUUGAGGAACAACUGUCGCAAACAGAACUGUGUGCUAUUGAGCUCUAGUAGUGACUGAUUUGAAUCUGAUCUGAUUGUCUGAUUGUCUGCGUGUUUGCUGUUUGCUGUUUGCUGUCUGCAUCAUGUCUAACGGAGUUGCCCAAUCGGCCGAGGAGGCCUUGUAUAAGCCGUACGACCAGUUCAUCCUAUUUGGAGACUCGAUCACGCAAAUGUCUUCGGAUCAGAGCAUGGGGUUUGGUUUUCAGCCCGCUCUGCAGGAUGCCUACAGCCGCCGCUUGGAUGUGAUCAAUCGUGGGUUCGGUGGCUAUACCACCGCGCAUGCGGUCAAGGUCUUUCCCAAGUUCUUCCCCAAACCGGAGACGGCUACUGUUCGGUUUAUGACAAUAUUUUUCGGAGCAAAUGAUGCGGCCGUCCCUGGACACUACCAGCACGUUCCAGUGGAGACUUACAAGGAGAACCUGAAGAGGAUCAUCCAGCACCCGGCGACAAUUGCUCAAAACCCAAGGAUACUGAUCCUGACCCCGCCACCGGUGAAUGAAUACCAGCUGGAAGAAUUCGAUAUCGCAAAGAACACACCCCAUCCCAGCAGAACAGUCAAGCAGACCAAGCUGUAUUCGGAGGCCGCCCGCGAGGUCGCCGCGUCGUUAGGGGUUGCGGUGGUAGAUCUCUGGACUGCGUUCAUGACUGCGGCAGGUUGGAAAGAGGGAGAACCUCUGAUCGGCUCCAGAGAUGCCCCUAAUAAUGAGAAGCUGCAGAGUUUCUUCACGGAUGGAUUGCACUUUACCGGUGACGGUUAUCGGCUCAUGUAUGAGGAAGUGAUUAAGACUAUCACAGCCAAGUGGCCGGAUCAAGCCCCCGAGGCGCUCGAGAUGGUUUUUCCUGGGUGGAUGGAAGCUCCCAAAUGAUGUUGUUCCAAUGAGCUCCUGGAAUCGACCGGUGGUCAACGUACACCAAAGCUGACACGAUCAGUAGAAAUUCACAUUAUCAAAUAUAAAUACAAACAUUCUCAUCGCAGUGAUUGAUCACAGAUAAUUGAUGAGUUUGAUCAGAUGUCAGAAGCAAU
This is a messenger RNA of Aspergillus novofumigatus IBT 16806, 1352 nucleotides long. RefSeq names its product SGNH/GDSL hydrolase family protein. The transcript is spliced from 5 exons. Bases 412 to 1194 code for a protein of 260 amino acids. Lineage: Eukaryota; Fungi; Ascomycota; Eurotiomycetes; Eurotiales; Aspergillaceae. The record is from RefSeq and is a predicted model, not a curated record.